AUGGCUUCGAAGGCAACUCGACUCAGAGCCCUCGCGCUUUAUAAGGAACUUCACAGGCUAGGCAGAGAUUAUGAACCUUCAUACGACUUCCAUGGGAAGCUUAGACGCUUAUUCGAAAAGAACCGAAACCUUGCUGAUGAACAGGAAAUAGAAAAGGCACUCAGACUCGGAGAAUAUAUCAAGAACGGCGAGUCCAGGUGGUUUCAAACUCGUUGCUCCAACUCAUCAAAUGUGCCAGAAACCCUUGCCUUGUACUCGCUCCGCAAGUACCGACAUCUGAAGCGGAUGUAUCCUGCGUCCGAAACUUGA
Molecule: messenger RNA, 309 nt
Organism: Suillus clintonianus
Lineage: Eukaryota; Fungi; Basidiomycota; Agaricomycetes; Boletales; Suillaceae
Exons: 3
Coding region: 1-309 (102 amino acids)
Biological process (GO): respiratory electron transport chain
Cellular component (GO): mitochondrion
Source: RefSeq, a predicted model, not a curated record